This is a messenger RNA of Triticum turgidum subsp. durum (durum wheat), 678 nucleotides long. The record is from the annotation of a GenBank genome assembly. NCBI's taxonomy places the organism in Eukaryota, Viridiplantae, Streptophyta, Magnoliopsida, Poales, Poaceae.
AUGGCGCCCUUGGCUUCCAAAAUACUUGACUCUCUCACCAUACUGAUGAUGUGCACCACCGCACUCGUCUCAGCCGCUGGAGCGCUGCCAUCACUUGAACAACAAGCAGGGGCACUUCUUGCCUGGAAAGCCAGCCUCAGUCAGCAAAGCCAAGACGCCCUGCGAUCCUGGAGAAACAUCUCAGCACCUUGCCGUUGGCAAGGCAUCCGGUGUGAUGGACGCCGGCCGGUGAUCGCCGCCAUCUCCCUGCCGGGGAUACGGCUGAGAGGGACACUUGAGUCUCUUGACUUCUCGGCUUUGAGGACCUUGGUGGCCCUUGAGCUCUCGCACAACGAGCUUGCUGGGAGCAUCCCUGUGAAUAUUAAGCUCCUCAAAGAACUCCAUGCUCUCCUCCUGCAUGACAAUCAGAUAAGAGGUUCAAUACCACCUGUUUUAGCAAAUCUCACGAAACUGCGUCUCCUAAUGCUCCAUGACAACCAAGUCUCCGGUGAAAUACCAAGGCAAAUAGGCGAGAUGGGUAAUCUUGUGAGCCUGAACUUGUCAAACAAUUACUUAGUUGGUCCUAUCCCUUGUGAAAUAGAUCACCUUAAGCAUUUGCUUAAAUUAGAUUUGUCCAGCAAUGACCUUUCCGGACCAGUUUCCUUCAGUCCAGCUAACUCAUCCAUCAAAAUCCUAUGA